AUGGCGUCGGGGAGCUCUCUAGAUCUGAACUCUGAACAGGCGAGGAAACUGCAGUUACCUGCGAGCUGCGAUCCCCCCCAGCCAGGCAGCCCCACGAAGCAGCAAGUAUGGGUUGUCUUUGGUGGCACCGGCCACAUGGGGCGAUCUCUCGUGAGGAGCGCACUUUCACAUGGAGACCUCGUCGCCAGCGUGGGGCGGAAUUUCGAGUCGCCCCAGCCUAGUGAUGCCGGCCUGCAGGACCAUUGCCUCAAUCUGCAAUGCGAUGUGAGGGCGCGGGACUCGGUGACCCGCGUCUACGAGCGGGCGCUGGAGCACUUCGGCCGCGUCGACAUCGUGGCCAACUGCUCCGGCUACGGCGUCAUUGGCGCGUGCGAGGACCAGGACGAGCACGAGAUCCGCAACCAGUUCGAGACCAACUUCAUGGGCACCCUGCACAUCCUCCAGUCCAUCCUGCCGUACUUCCGGCAGCAGCAGGCCGGCCGCUACCUCAUCUUCAGCUCCACCUCGGGUGCGCUGGGGGUCCCGGGGCUGGGCCCGUACUGCGCGACAAAGUACGCCGUGGAAGGCCUCAUCGAGGCGAUGCUGUACGAAAUCGACGCGUUCAACCUCAAGGCCACGCUGGUAGAGCCGGGCCUGGUCCGCAGGGACGAGCCAGACUCGCAGACCAACCCGCUGCCGACGUGGGGCCACUUCCUCAUCAAGCCUGCCAGCGAGCCAUACAGCCAGGAAUCGUCUCCGGCCUUGCAUGCGAAGAGGAUGGUGACAUGGCUGGGCGACCGACAGCCCACGAGCGCGGUCAAGUGCGCCGAGCUGGUCUGGCAGCUGGGACACUGCUCGUACCCUCCACUGCGGCUCCUGCUUGGUAGCUACGCCAUCGAGAGCAUCCGGGACAGGCUGAGGUCAGUGACGGAGGAGAUUGAGGACUGGAAGCAUCUGAACUUCCCCGUGCCGCCGGGGGAGGAGGGCUCGCCGGAGGCGGGGGACAAGAAGGCCAUCAAGGAGGAGACGAGCGAGGAGAGAGGCGAAGAUCCCGCCGACUUGACAGAUCAGGGCGAUACUAUAAUGGCUGCUGCGUAG
Diaporthe citri is the source of this 1077-nucleotide messenger RNA. RefSeq lists its product as uncharacterized. The transcript is spliced from 2 exons. The coding region runs from base 1 to 1077 and encodes 358 amino acids. The record is from RefSeq and is a predicted model, not a curated record. Lineage: Eukaryota; Fungi; Ascomycota; Sordariomycetes; Diaporthales; Diaporthaceae.